CACUUUCAAAACGAUCUCUGUUUUACGUCGCCAAAAAGAAAAAAGUCCUUGCUAUCACAUGCUGUGACGUAUGACGAAAGAACAGAAUAAAAUAUUACACAAGCUCUCGCAAUUACGUGCAUGACUGUUUUGAUUUAGCAGAGCUGUUUCAUAACAGUUGUGAAAUGUGUUGCCGGGCAUAGUUGAAAGAAGCAAGUCAUCCUUCUGAAAAAAUGAGUUUUUCUGAAAGUUUUACAUUCGAUUUUCUUUUAUCUUGUUUGUCUUUUCUAGAACGAAAAUCUGGCAUUAAUAUGUCGUCAGAAAGUUUACCAUCUCAAGUCGGUCCCGUCUACCACAUCCUACCGUUUUAUUAUAUUCACGUAUUAGAUCAAAAUACAGGCAUAACACGGUUGAAAAUUGGUCCGAAAACAUUUUUUAAGCAAGACAAUGAGAUAAUUACUCUAGGACCAGAAAAAAUGAUCAUUUUACCACCAAGACACUAUUGCGUUGUCGAAAAUCCCGUUAUGAAAAACGAAAUUGGUCAAGUACAAUUCGAUGAAAAUGGCCAAGUAAAAUUGUUACAUGGCGAUAUAGAAAUCCGAUUGGGCAAAGAUUAUAAAGAGCCUUUUCCAUUAUAUCCCGGUGAAACUUUAAGACAAGCGCCUUGA
Rotaria sp. Silwood1 is the source of this 647-nucleotide messenger RNA. The record is from the annotation of a GenBank genome assembly. NCBI's taxonomy places the organism in Eukaryota, Metazoa, Rotifera, Eurotatoria, Philodinida, Philodinidae.